AUGGGUUCUAAACCUUGUUGUUAUGAAUCUCCAAAAAAUUCAAUUUAAGAAAUCAAGAUAAUAAUUCAUUAGCUUAGCUAGAUUCCUGCUAAUGCUCCAUAAAAACCUAUUCCAUUGUAAAUGAUGAAAUCACUUAAAGAAGAGGAUGAUUUUGGAUUAUUUUUAGUAAUGGAAUAAUAUGAGCGAUUACUUGUUAAACAAAAUAAGAGAAUCAAAUCUUCCUCUGCUUCUUAUUAAAUUUAGACUGAAACGAAAGACUUUACAACUUAAUAUAACUUUAAAAAACAUAAAGGAAUGGUUGAUCUCAAAAAAUCAAGAUCUUUAACUAACACAAAAAUAUCAACAUCAAGUUAAAGAUCUGCAAUAAAAAGUAUACUGAAAAAGAAAUCAGCUCAAAAUUAAAUGUUUUAUAAAUAAUAAAUUUCUGCUCCACAGAGAUCAAUAAAAAGUGUACAUUUUGACCCUGUUUAGAGUCCAAAAAAUACUAUUUAAAGAUAAUCACUAUUUGCCAAAAAGAAAGUUUAUUUAAAGUCCUACUUAUGA
Molecule: messenger RNA, 543 nt
Organism: Paramecium sonneborni
Lineage: Eukaryota; Ciliophora; Oligohymenophorea; Peniculida; Parameciidae
Source: the annotation of a GenBank genome assembly